Molecule: messenger RNA, 1764 nt
Organism: Chara braunii
Lineage: Eukaryota; Viridiplantae; Streptophyta; Charophyceae; Charales; Characeae
Source: the annotation of a GenBank genome assembly
CGCAGCAAAUUACACCAUAUCGCUGGCCGAAGCAGCAAAUUGUGGUAGGAACAUGGUGGAAUACUCUAGACAGACUAACAUAGAGGACUUCAUCAUCCUAAAUAUCGAUAAUAGACGUGGGAAGAGCGUUUCCACCAGGCCAGGUAGACAGACAUCAUCCUAAAUAUCGAUAAUAGACGUGGGAAGAGCGUUUCCGCCCUGAAUGGAUGAACUGGUCCAGUGCUCAGAUCAUGGACUGACCCCGGAGCAGAUUCUAAAUCACUUUGCCAUGGAAUUGUCUGAUGCCCUUCAGUCCCAACUCUAUGCCAAAACUAAAGAGGAGGACAUGACCUGCGGGAAAGCUGAGACUUCUGUGGUCAAGCCUCAGAUUCCGCUAGAUCCCUUAGAGGCUGAACUGCUGGCCCAGGAGGAGAAACUAUGCCUGCAGGCCAAAGCAGUUGAGACUCUAAAGGCUGAGUUGAAGAAGAAAGAGGAGGCGGCCCAGAAAGAGGCCAGGAGGAAGUUGUUGAGUGCAGAUGUAGAGAAGAUUAGGGGUUGUACCAUCUUUAGCAAGAUCGACCUCAAAUCUAGCUAUCACCAGAUUGAGAUGGCUGAAGGCGAUGUCCAUAAGACAGCCUUCAAAACCAGGAAGUUCAUUAAAGACUUUUCUGCGAUUGCAGCACCCUUGACUGAUCUCACAAAGAAGGACACUUCCUUUCUUUGGACAUCAGAAUGUCAGGAGGCCUUCACACGUCUCAAGGAGGCCUUAAUUCGUGCCCCUGUUUUGAAGUUACCUAACCCUACCCUGCCUUUUGUGCUUACUACUGAUGCUAGUCAGUAUGGUGUAGGGGCGGUACUUCAGCAGGAUGAUGGGAAUGGUCUGCAGCCUAUUGAAUACAUGAGCAAGAAGAUCAAGACCAAGAAGCUGCAGGACUCUACCUAUAAGAAAGAGUUGUAUGCUCUUGUGCCAGCGCUCAAGCAUUGGAAACACUUUCUCCUAGGCAAGCACUUCAAGAUCUUUUCAGAUCACUCCACCCUUCAGUGGAUGAAGUCCCAGGGAGAGUUGAAUGACAAGCUUGCUCGCUACAUCCAGUUCAUUGACAUGUUUGACUUUGAACUGAGACACAAGAAGGGCUGCUACAACCGAGUAGCAGAUGCCCUUUCUCGUAGGCUUGACGCUCUUUUCUUGAUCUCCACUCACUCAUUUGGAGAGAGGACACGUCAGACCAUUGCCCAGUUGCUGCCCCAGGAUGAGAUCUUUGGGCCUAUAGUGAGGAAUCUCCAGGACAAUCCUGCCUCUGAACCAGGAUAUACUUUGGUCUCAGGUCUGCUGUAUACAUGCAGCAGAGGUGAUGAGCGCAUGUGCAUUCCCCAGGACCGCAAGCUGAGGACACUUCUGAUGUCAGAGUGUCAUGAUGCUCAAGGUCACUUUGGUGCCCUCAAAUCUUAUGCAGCCCCGUCGCAGCGCUUCUUCUUGAAGGAGACGAGGAGUGACAUGCUGCAUUAUGUGGAAACCUGUGAGCUAUGCCAAAGGAACAAGGUUGUACAUCGACCUCCCCUUGGCCUACUCAAACCCCUACCUAUCCUUGAUGCACCUGCACAGUCAGUGUCUAUUGAUUUCACUGACUUGGGUAGAACUACACCACGAGGGUCGGAACUUGCUGCAACUCCCCCCGCAAAGUGGCAAGCUGACACAGCUCUUGACGGGCCCUACUGAAGUCAGCUGUCAUGCCCUGAAGUUGCUGAUGAGCAGUUGACGGGCCCUAAUGAAGUCAGCUGUCAUGC